Drosophila elegans is the source of this 504-nucleotide messenger RNA. Its product is annotated as cystatin-like protein. Bases 71 to 442 code for a protein of 123 amino acids. NCBI's taxonomy places the organism in Eukaryota, Metazoa, Arthropoda, Insecta, Diptera, Drosophilidae. The record is from RefSeq and is a predicted model, not a curated record. Gene Ontology annotation, molecular function: cysteine-type endopeptidase inhibitor activity. The transcript is spliced from 3 exons.
AAUCGGUUUCCUAUAAAAGCGGUUUCCUAAGCCACGAGUGUACUCAGUUUAAAGCAGAGUUUAGAGGAAAAUGCAAGCGAUGAAAGUGAUCUUUGUUCUGGGCCUGACCCUGGCCGUUGGUGUGGAUGGCAGGCUGCCGCCCGGUGCUGCCAAACCGCUGGAGGGAGAUGAUUUAUCCGCAGCUAGGGAGCUCCUGACAACUACGCUUGCCAAACUGGCAACAGGAGAUGGCCCAAACUACGAAGUUGUGAAUGUGAUCUCUGCAAGUAGCCAAGUGGUGGCUGGUUCUCUGCACAAAUUUGACGUGGAGCUGUCCAAUGGAUCCGACAAUAAGGAGUGCACCGUGAAGAUUUGGAGCAGGCCAUGGCUGGCGGCUGAGGGCACGGCCACCAAUGUGAAGAUUAAGUGCCAGGAUGAAGCUGAGAUUGACAACACCUGGUAGAACGAGUUUUGUUUCUUGUUUUACGUCAAUUAAUUGUGAUCUAAUAAAAAGUGCGAGCAUUA